CUGAAAGAAAACCUGAAAAUCUCUGUUUGGAGUAACACUGAUCGCAGCUGCGCUGUUAUUUCAUUCAAUCAUUCGCUCUCCAUUUUCGACGAUCUUCGUCUUGUAGCACAGAAAAAUCAAAGCAACUCCGAUAUGUCAAGUUCUGGCUUCUCUAUUCCGGAUGCAACUGCGGCCACUGGAAAGCUGCGCGUUGGCUUCUUAGGUCUUGGAAUCAUGGGUUCACCAAUGGCACAGAAUCUUAUAAAAUCAGGAUAUGAUGUGACCGUCUGGAACAGAACCAAGAGUAAAUGUGAUCCUCUUAUCAACUUGGGUGCAAAAUACCAGCCUUCUCCUCGGGAAGUGGCAGCAUCUUGCGAUGUCACAUUUGCUAUGCUUGCUGACCCUGAAAGUGCGUUGAAUGUUGCUUCCGGAGAAAAUGGAGCUGCUAGUGGAUUGAGCCCAGGAAAAGGGUAUGUGGAUGUUUCAACGGUUGAUGCCACUACUUCUAAAUUGAUUAGUGCACGUAUAAAAGAUACAGGAGCUCUAUUUCUGGAGGCUCCAGUUUCAGGCUCCAAAAAGCCUGCAGAAGACGGACAACUUAUAUUUCUUACGGCAGGUGACAAAGCUCUGUAUGAAAGAGUUGCCCCACUUUUUGACAUAAUGGGGAAGUCAAAAUUUUAUCUUGGGGAAGUCGGAAAUGGAGCUGCAAUGAAGCUCGUUGUCAACAUGAUCAUGGGAAGCAUGAUGGCAUCAUUCUCUGAAGGAUUGCUUCUAAGUGAGAAAGUAGGACUCGACCCGAGCAUCCUUGUACAGGUGGUUUCCCAGGGUGCAAUUAGUGCACCAAUGUACUCACUCAAGGGGCCAUCAAUGAUUCAAUCCCUUUAUCCCACUGCCUUUCCCUUAAAGCAUCAGCAAAAGGACUUGAGGCUUGCUCUCGGUUUAGCCGAAUCCGUUUCGCAGUCUACACCUAUUGCUGCAGCUGCAAAUGAGCUGUACAAGGUAGCCAAAUCUCAUGGACUCGGUGAUCAGGAUUUCUCAGCCGUCAUUGAAUCAUUGAAAUCAAAGUUGCAGCACUGAUAAACCAAGUAAUUAGAUUUUGUUGCACGCCAUUUAGCUUGAAUAAUAUUUGGUUAUGGGUCAUUUGCAUUAUCGAUAGUGAACAAUUUCCUCAUAAAUUCGCCCCCGUAUUUUUAAGAAUUUGAAUCAUUCCUUGUGUUUGGAUUCAAUCAUAAUAAUAAUAAAACUAUGAUUUGAAAUUCAA
This is a messenger RNA of Cucurbita pepo subsp. pepo (vegetable marrow), 1240 nucleotides long. RefSeq names its product glyoxylate/succinic semialdehyde reductase 2, chloroplastic. NCBI's taxonomy places the organism in Eukaryota, Viridiplantae, Streptophyta, Magnoliopsida, Cucurbitales, Cucurbitaceae. Gene Ontology annotation, cellular component: chloroplast. Gene Ontology annotation, molecular function: NAD binding; NADP binding; oxidoreductase activity. The record is from RefSeq and is a predicted model, not a curated record.